Messenger RNA from Ictalurus furcatus (blue catfish), 3239 nucleotides. RefSeq names its product transmembrane 9 superfamily member 2 (gene tm9sf5). Bases 201 to 2195 code for a protein of 664 amino acids. Gene Ontology annotation, biological process: protein localization to membrane. Gene Ontology annotation, cellular component: membrane. NCBI's taxonomy places the organism in Eukaryota, Metazoa, Chordata, Actinopteri, Siluriformes, Ictaluridae. The transcript has 18 exons. The record is from RefSeq and is a predicted model, not a curated record.
UGAUUGGCAGGAAAAAAUGACCACCGACCCUCAUUCGCCAUAUAGGUGAUAUCAUGAAGUCAGUUGAAGCUGUAGCUUAUGGUAACAGAGGUUAGUAGUCUGUCUAAACGGGUAGUUUAACACAAGUCCUCAAUCUUUAUUUCCGACAAAGUGGAAAAGGAACGAAGUGGAAACUAAACCAGCUGGAAUUUGCCAGAACAAUGAAGACCCUGGACUUAUGCUUUAGACUUGUGUGCAGUUUUAUUGCUAUUAGCACAGUAUGUGGUUUCUACCUCCCGGGUUUAGCUCCGGUUAAUUUCUGCGAAGAGGACAAGAGAACCGGUGACUGUCAGAGUGAGAUCCAGCUCUUUGUAAACCGGUUGGACUCUGUGGAAUCCGUCCUGCCCUAUGAGUAUAACGUGUUUGAUUUUUGCAAAGAUGAAAUGGAGAAGAGGCCCUCAGAAAACCUCGGGCAGGUGCUGUUCGGGGAGAGAAUUGAGACCUCACCGUACAAGUUCAAAUUCAGGAAAGAUGAGCCUUGCCACAUAGUGUGCAAAAAAACAUAUGAUGCAUCUAAACAGGAAGAUAAAGCUAAUUUGGACUUUCUUAAGAGAGGCAUGGAGCUGAAUUACCAGCAUCACUGGAUUGUUGACAACAUGCCUGUAACAUGGUGUUAUUAUGUGGAGGACAAUCAAAAGUACUGUAAUCCUGGCUUUCCCAUUGGUUGCUUAGUAACCUUCGAUGGACGAUCUAAGGAUGCAUGUGUUCUCAGCUCGGAGUUCAACAAGAAAAAUACUUUCUACCUCUUCAACCAUGUGGAUAUCACCAUAACUUACCACAGUGGGGAAAAUGAGAGUUGGACCGGUGCUCGGCUAGUUGGUGCUCGACUGGAGCCAAAAAGCAUUAAACACAGUGAGGAAAACAGCCAGACAUGUGACGGGCCGCCCAUGGACAUACCAAAAGAGUUCAGUAGUAAUCUGGAAGUGAUCUACUCUUAUUCAGUCAAGUUUGAGAACACAGAUCAGAUCAAAUGGGCUUCAAGGUGGGAUUACAUUUUGGUGUCCAUGCCUCAUACAAACAUCCAGUGGUUUAGCAUCAUGAACUCUCUGGUCAUUGUGCUCUUCCUCUCUGGCAUGGUGGCCAUGAUCAUGCUGAGAACACUUCACAAGGACAUCGCCAGGUACAACCAGGUGGACCAGGCAGACUUGGUUAAGAUCCACCUACAGUCAGGCAUUGUAUAUGAGGAUGCCCAGGAGGAGUCAGGGUGGAAGCAGGUACAUGGGGAUGUGUUCAGACCGCCCAGGAGUGGCAUGCUGCUGUCUGUCUUUCUAGGGCAGGGCACACAGAUUUUCAUCAUGACCUUCAUCACGCUCUUUCUAGCGUGCCUUGGAUUUUUGUCUCCAGCGAACAGAGGAGCCCUUAUGACCUGUGCAGUGGUGCUGUGGGUUCUGCUGGGCACACCUGCCGGAUAUGUAUCAGCCAGAUUGUACAAGAGUUUUGGUGGUGACAAAUGGAAAACGAAUGUUUUAUUGACCGCACUUUUGUGUCCUGGCAUUGUGUUUGCGGAUUUCUUCUUGAUGAAUCUGAUUCUGUGGGUGGAGGGCUCAUCUGCUGCCAUCCCAUUCUCAAUACUGGUAGCUAUCCUGGCACUGUGGUUUGGCAUUUCCGUUCCUCUCACCUUUGUAGGUGCAUACGUCGGCUUCAAAAAACCGGUGAUUGAAGUGCCAGUGCGAACAAACCAGAUCCCACGGCAAAUCCCAACGCAGUCCUUUUUUACCAAACCUGUUCCAGGCAUCAUCAUGGGUGGCAUCCUGCCCUUCGGCUGCAUUUUCAUCCAACUCUUCUUCAUUCUCAACAGCAUCUGGUCUCAUCAGAUGUAUUAUAUGUUUGGCUUCCUGUUCCUGGUGUUUAUUAUCCUCCUCAUCACAUGUUCAGAAGCCACCGUUCUGCUCUGCUACUUUCAUUUGUGUGCUGAGGAUUAUCACUGGUGGUGGCGAUCAUUCCUCACUAGUGGAUUUACUGCGGUUUAUCUCUUCAUCUAUGCUGUACAUUAUUUCUUUUCCAAACUUCAAAUCCAGGGAGCUGCCAGUACUAUACUUUACUUUGGCUACACCAUGAUCAUGGUUCUCAUAUUCUUCCUCUUCACAGGCACCAUUGGCUUUUUUGCCUGCUUCUGGUUUGUAAAUAAAAUCUACAGUGUGGUGAAGGUGGACUAAAGUGGGGCUCUCAGCACUGGACUCUCUGGACAAUGUGAGGAAAUAUCUUCAGUGUUGAGCUUCGAUUGGCAGACUGUUGGGGAGAAAUGUCCUUCUUUGCUUGUAAACUAGAUUUACUGUCAUAAUUCUGUUUCUACUGUAUGUAAUUUGGUUGAUUUAGUUUGCACAAUUAACAUGUUUGAACAUUAUGAAUGUGAUGGACAAGCUGGCUAGAGAGAAAAGCAGAAGUGAGCAGGCUCAAACAUUUGCACAUGAAAGGGUUAACUUGUCAUUCCCAAUUGCAGACUCUAGAAAUUGUAAAAGAGUGAAGGAAAACAAAUUGUGAUCAAAUAAAUCUAUAUGGGAGGCCAUCUGCUACCUGAACCUUAAGCACACAUUGAUCUCGGACUAGAAAAGGUAUUCAGAUCUCAUGUGUGUGUAUAUAUUACGGUUUUAUAUUAAUCUCCAAAUAUGUUCAUUCCUUUCUUUUUUUUAAUUUUUUUUAUUUAUUUUAAACCUGUUCUGCUGUAAGUUUUAUAAUUUGAAUGUUAAAAUAUGGAAUCCAGUGUCACUUUUAGUUCUGUUUUAUAAAAUAGUCUUUGCAAAAAGGUGAAAAGAUUUGUUAAUAAUAAUAAUAAUAAUAAUAAUAAUAAUAAUAAAAAAAAGGAUUUAAAAGGGAUUAUUCAUCAUUAAUGAUUGGGUUUUAAAAUGACUGUUACUGUAUCUUUCGUCAACAACCUGUUAAAUUUUUACGGCCAUCACACAUUGACUUUGUAAAACCAAGAAAGGAAUUGAUUUAAUAAGUUGACAGAGACAAAGUUUUGUUUCAGCUUUGCUUCAAGACCUUUAAUUGAAAAUCAUGUGAGGUAUAGCUAAAGAUUCUUGUAUCAUGAAACAAAAAUAAAACACAAUAUAAAUCAUUACAAUAUUUAUCUACAUAGUUUAAAACAAUUCAGUUCUUAAUAUAAGUACAAGUUUGUUUGUUUGUUUGUUUGUUUGUUUUUAAAAAUGCCUUGCAUUAUAAGGAUCUUAAUUGUUUACUCAUUAAAUAUUUGAUUUACUACA